AUGAACACCCUGAUGACCGGAGGCAUGCAUCAUCGCUGGAAGCGACGAACUGCCCAACUCACCGCCCGCGGGCUUACCGGACCGGCACUGGACAUCGCUACUGGAACAGGAGAUUUGGCUUUCUGCCUCGCCCGACAGGACGGAAUUAACACAGCAUUGGGCGUAGACCUCCUUCCGGCAAUGAUUGCGCUGGCACAGGAUAAGAAGAAAAACACCGGCACUCCAGCAAAGGUUGAUUUUGCGCUGGGUGAUGCGCUGGCCCUCCCUUUUGAAGACGGGUCUUUUGUCUGCGCUACGGCAGGAUUCAGUCUCCGGAAUAUGCCCGAUCUGCCAGCGGCGAUAGCGGAAAUGGCCCGCGUGGUCCGCCCUGGCGGUCGAGUAACGACCCUGGAGCUUAGCCCCAUGUCCCCGGGUUUGAAAGCGACUCUGUUUCGCAUGUAUUUCCACCGCGUGGUACCCCUGGUCGGCCAAAUUGUGGCCGGAGAACGCACCGCUUACACCUACUUGCCGCAAUCCGUUGAUUACUUUCUACAAGCCGACCGUCUUUCCGAUCUCUUUGGGGACGUCGGCCUCGUUGACGUUAGUUUCCAGAAGCUGGGGUUCGGAACUGUGGCAAUCCACCAAGGCACCAAACCGACACCGUAA
Geodia barretti is the source of this 645-nucleotide messenger RNA. The record is from the annotation of a GenBank genome assembly. Lineage: Eukaryota; Metazoa; Porifera; Demospongiae; Tetractinellida; Geodiidae.